AUGCAGGACAUUCAGUUCAAGGCCGCCUUGGUGGCCUGUCUUGCUAUCUUUCCAGCCUUUGCAAAUGCAUUCUGGCGUCUCCCCUGCCGUGGCAGAACUGGUCUGUCUCGGCUGGAUCCCAUUGUCGACCCGGGGAGAAUAUCGCCUCAUGUGCAUUCUAUUCAUGGCGGAGGAAAUUUCGGCAUGAGUUCGGAUAUGGACUCUCUGCUAGAGUCGAACUGCACGUCCUGUGGUGUGCUGCAGGAUUUCUCGGCAUACUGGACUCCUGCACUAUACUUUAUGCAUACGAAUGGUACUGCCGAAGUGGUUCCAGAGGUUGGAGGCAUGCUGGCUUACUACCUUCUAUAUGGGGAGAAUAUCACAGCUUUCCCGGAUAAUUUCCGGAUGCUUGCAGGGGACCCGUUCCAGCGAAACUUCACCUGGCCAAUUCCCGACCCGCCCAAGUCAUCAUGGUCCGGUGAUCAGGUGUCUCAAAAGGCACUUCGUCAAAAGGCUCUGGGAUUUAACUGCCUCAACUACGACACUACACCCGAAGGAUCCCUUACGCGCCAUUUCAUGCCGAACAAGACCUUCCUCGAUGAGAAUUGUAUCGACGGUCUCCGCUUGGAACUCAUGUUCCCUUCGUGCUGGAAUGGCAAGGAUGUCGACUCGGAAGACCACAAAUCCCACGUUGCGUAUCCUGACCUUGUGAUGACGGGAACGUGCCCAGAGGGGUACGAGACGCAACUAGUCUCACUAUUCUACGAGACAAUCUGGAACACGUACGCGUUCAAAGGCGUGGAUGGAUAUUUUGCGCUGGCGAACGGGGAUCCCACUGGGUUUGGGUAUCAUGGGGAUUUCAUGUACGGCUGGGAAGAUGGUGUCCUGCAGCAGGCCGUUGACACUUGCACAAGUGCAACAGGAUAUGUGAGCGAUUGUGAAAUCUUCGAUUUGCAGAGCGAGGAUGAUCAGCGACAAUGCUUUUUCGAGGAGCCUGCUCAGCUUCAGCAUGAAAAUACUCAUCUUCAUGCUGACGGACUGCCUGGUGAUGUUCCUAUUCAGUGGGGACCUGCAUAUGCUUUUCCUUCUGCGACGACGAGUUCUACAACUCCCACGAGUUCUGCAGCUCAUAAGACGGCAGCUCAUAAGACGGCAUCAGGGCUGCCCGAUAUUGUUGAGAGUCUCGUCAUCCCGUCUUUACCGCUUGGAAUUUCGUUCGGGGCUAAUGUUAAGGUUGGCGCCGUGAACACUGCCACGGUUGCUGCGACUACUUCCACUUUCACAUCGAGUCCGACCCCGACCCCCACUACUUCGAUUGAAACUGAUACUAUCACCGAGGAGAUUAUCUAUUUGCGAAAGGAGGUUAUUGUUAUGAUGGAUGAGAACGGAUUACCAUAUUCCACCAGCACAGGCACUGCACACACCGUUUCAACAGCUUUCACCGAGGCCACUGAGACGUCUACUAUUGUUUCGUAUGUGGAAAGAGACAAUAUUCCUGUACUUUCAGGGAGUGAUUACACGCUAGGACAUGCGCGAAGACAUGUACACCACCAUGGUCACCUGCACAGACGAGACAGUUACUAG
Messenger RNA from Penicillium odoratum, 1563 nucleotides. RefSeq names its product DUF1996 domain-containing protein. The transcript is spliced from 3 exons. The record is from RefSeq and is a predicted model, not a curated record. The coding region runs from base 1 to 1563 and encodes 520 amino acids. NCBI's taxonomy places the organism in Eukaryota, Fungi, Ascomycota, Eurotiomycetes, Eurotiales, Aspergillaceae.